AUGCUUUCCCUCGCCCUCUUGUCCCUCUUAAGUCUCCCGUUCUCUUUCGGAGAACCUAUCCCUCGAUCGAUUUGUGUUCUAGACUGUCAGACCACCCAAGUAUACCCACCUAGGUCUAUCCCUACCGGACUGUCACCUUUCCGCCGUACGACUUAUACCGACGUUUUACUCGUUCAUGGUCGACCUACACACCAAGUUUGUUUAGCCGCUCCUCUCCCCCCAAUCGCCGGAACAGCGGUUAUAACCACUUCAUGCGAAGAGACAUCUGGGAAUGAUUGGUUGACUUGGAAUCUGACCAGUGGAGCGAGUACAAUAUCUUUUGAAUAUGAAGGAGUGACUUGGGCUUUACAAGCUGCGAGUUUUGACCCUAAUUGUUUGAUUGAGAUAUCCCCUCUUAGCUCAUCAGCAUCACAAUCAUGGAUCCUCACUUCUGACAAUCGUAUUCAAUUGGAAGGUCAGAAUCUCUGUAUACUUGGAGAUACAACCCCUAUCUUACAGGAUUGUACAGCUACGGACGGAGUGGAAACUUGGAUACCUACAACUCCGUAA
This is a messenger RNA of Tremella mesenterica DSM 1558, 549 nucleotides long. RefSeq lists its product as uncharacterized. Lineage: Eukaryota; Fungi; Basidiomycota; Tremellomycetes; Tremellales; Tremellaceae. The coding region runs from base 1 to 549 and encodes 182 amino acids. The record is from RefSeq and is a predicted model, not a curated record. The transcript has 3 exons.